AUGCAUUCUCCAGUGAACGUUCGCCAUGUAGCUCCUCUGAAAAUUAUCUCAAAGCGUGAUAGAAACUUGUAUGAAUCUCCCUCAACACAGAGCGCUCCCUUGGAGGAUCUGCUUCGUCGAUGCCACUUUGAUUGGGCUCAAGAUGUCGAAGACGCGGCAACCGACGCUAGUUUACCUAUGGCUGCCAUGACAAAGUCCCUUCAUUAUCGUGCACCUAAUUCAACUAGGUACGACGAAUCCUUUCCAACUACCAAUCUUGUUUCUACCCCCCGGUUUCAGCCAUCCUUUUCAACCCUAUACGAAGAGGUUUGGGAUGAGCUGUGGGGCUGGGCCCAUGGAGCUACAGAUUCGACUUCAAGCGCUCCCGAAGAAACCCAGUAUGAACUCUGUGAGUCCACCAAUGCGUCUUCAAGUUACGAGAGGUCGCUCUCCGAUGACGAAUUGUACUGGGGGCAAUUGACACCAAACACAGCUUCUGAAGUCUCUUCAGUUGCACAGCAAUCUGUUGAUACCAUCUUUGCCGAUCGUCAAGCCUGGAUUGAAGCCGAUGAGGAUAUACAUCACUUCAACUGGAUGGGAAUGCGAACAUACACCCAUAGCUCAACUUCCCCAUGCGAUUCGCUUGCCAAAAUAUUGGCGAAACCGAAGAACCCACAAGGAAGUGCCACCUGGAGAAUUCUAUCGCUUCUGAACCGAGCAGGAGACUACAUAGACCCGGUCGUUGUACUUCUAGAUGACACCGAGAAUGCCUUGUUCAACCUCCGGGGAUCAGAGCUUGUACGUGCCUCAACUGGACGGGUCUUCAAAUACUACUCCCCUCAUGGAACCUGGCUUGAAGACCCGGAAGAUUCUGGUGAAGCAACAAGUACGGACUUUGGCAAUGUGCAAACAUACGGUGCUACGGAUUUGGCUAUUGGAAAUGGCUUUGUGGAGUCUAGUGCUAUUCGAUCAGUUUCCCAGUGGGCAGAGUGUCGGAAUGAAGCCUGUGAUGCCUCUUGGGGUCGGUUCCCGCAGAGGGUGACCUGGGUGCGGAGACCUUCGCGGUUGAGCCAAUGUCAAUCAAUCUCGCCAGAAAUAUUCCCACAUGCACGAAAGUUAGAGACCAUCGAGGGGGUCGAAAAACUACCUCCCACAAUUACAAUGUGUGGUGUUGAAGCACCACCUGAGGAGUAUUUUUCUUUUCCCACUCCUGUCUUUGGUCGUCGUAGGGGGAUCAAGCAAGCGUUCUCAAAGGCUCGACAGGGACUGGAAUCCAUGCUAAAACUAUUAAGAGAUAAGUUUGCUUAG
This is a messenger RNA of Penicillium digitatum Pd1, 1287 nucleotides long. RefSeq lists its product as uncharacterized. NCBI's taxonomy places the organism in Eukaryota, Fungi, Ascomycota, Eurotiomycetes, Eurotiales, Aspergillaceae. The record is from RefSeq and is a predicted model, not a curated record.